Molecule: messenger RNA, 2018 nt
Organism: Centruroides sculpturatus (bark scorpion)
Lineage: Eukaryota; Metazoa; Arthropoda; Arachnida; Scorpiones; Buthidae
Product: three-prime repair exonuclease 1-like
Exons: 3
Coding region: 47-1096 (349 amino acids)
Biological process (GO): DNA catabolic process
Cellular component (GO): cytoplasm
Molecular function (GO): nucleic acid binding; 3'-5'-DNA exonuclease activity
Source: RefSeq, a predicted model, not a curated record
UUGACAUACGAUUGAAAAUUGAAUAGGACAAAAACUUUUCAAAGUAAUGGCUUCAACACUCAAUUCUAAAGUGCAGACUUUACUAUUUUGUGAUAUUGAAAGCACUGGAUUGCCAUUUGACGUUGGACUGAAAAACGUACGAAUUACAGAAUUAUCGUUGUUGGCAGUAGACAGGGUUGAUUUUGAAAACAGCCAUGGAAAUAUGCGUGUUAUUAAUAAAUUAACCCUGUGUUUUAAGCCUGCAAGCCGUAUUUCUUCUGCAGCCAUCCACAUGACAGGUUUGUGUAAUACAUCAUUACAGUAUCAAGAAACUUUUAAUCAGAAUACUGUUAAAUUAAUAGAGUUGUUUAUCGAAAGACUAAAUAAGCCAGUCUGUCUGUUAGCUCAUUAUGGUCAAGGGUUUGGUUUUCCUCUUUUGAAAGCAGAAUUUGAAAAUACAAGCGCAACAUUCUCUACACCCUUAUUAUGUGCCGAUACAUUACAAGCAUUCAAGAACAUUCUUUCUAAGCAGGACAUUCCUCAAUCAUCAUCACAUAAUUAUACUUAUGUGUCGGAUAUAAGUGAAAAUGAUGUCGAUGAGAUUUUAAGUCAGGAUUUACAUAUAUUUGAGGAAAUCAAAUUGCCAUCAUGCAGUAAUAUAUCUGAACAUAAUAAUAAUAAUAAUAGUAAAAAUUUAAAUGGAUACAGUAAAAAUAAUGGUACAAAUUCAGUUGUACUUGAAACCAUCUCGCCGUACGUUAAUGAGACGACACCUAGAAAAAUUGCAAAAAAGGAAAUAACUCCAACUCUAAAUAAAUAUGUACAUGUGAAAAAGAAUAGUACAUCUAGAAAACAAUUAUUUCCAACAGAUGCAACAACUCCUACACAGAAUGCAUCUACUGAAGCAAAAGAUUCAUCAAAGAAAAAUUCAAAUAAAAUAUCUUUCAAAUUAAGCAAUCUUUACGAACAUUUCUUUCAUUCUUCUCAGCCAUAUUCUCAUCUUGCCGAAGCCGACAGUAUUUCCCUAUUGAAAAUAGCGAGAGAAGUUAACAAUGAGUUUUUAAUAUGGAUUGACACACACAAUAUUCCAUUUGAAACUAUAAAACCUUUGUGGUAAUUUUGUAAAUGUGCCAUUAUUAUUUUUUAGAUUUUAAAUCAUGUAGUUUUAUUUCAUUUUAUAAUUGUUUAUAGAUGUUUUUUUAUAAUUAUAUGAAAAUUUUAAUCAUAAACAUGUAAUAAUCAACAAGGAUGAACUAACCAUUGUUGAAUUAUGCUGAAUUAAUUAAUACACCUUUUAAACAAUGCCAGUUUCAUUUAGGAAGUUCUUCUUUCCUAACUGACACUGACAGUCGUCUGUCCAUAACUGGACUGUAACUGGGUUAAAAAUAUUAGCGUUCCUUCAACCCAUUGUUAAAAGUGAAAUGAUUAAUUCAGCAAUAAUCAAUUAUUUAAAUACAUGUAAAAUGCAAUCAUUUAUAUCAUGUAUAUAUAACUUAUAUGCAGUGCCGGCUCGAGGCAAGUUUUAGGAUGGAGCGAGAUCCUAUUAUGGCGCCCCCUUGGUUGCCCCUGAUUUAUACCGUUUAAUAUUCUUUACCACUGAGGCUCCUCCCCCUAGGACUUAGCGCCUGGAGCGGCUGCUCCGUUCGCCCUAUGGUAGGGCAGGCUCUGCUUAUAUGUUAUAAUAAGAUUUUAUGUAUUGUUAUUAACUACAAGAGCUUGUUAUAGGCUACAGAGUGUUUCUGAAUUAAGUACCAAAACUUGAGUAUUAAAUCCCUUAGGUGAAACUAAAUAAAAAAUACACAGAGAACAAUUUGUAAAGUUUGCUUCAUUAAUAAGAUGGUAAUAAAUCAAGUUUUAAUUAGUUGGGCUGCAAUUUUGAAAUUACAGGUCUAUAAAUUUCCACUGGCAUCUGUUGUACUGUCUGUUCUUUAAUCUUGAGAACAGAGCUAGAUAUAGAAAGAUUAGGGCAGGAGUGGCCAACCUUUUGCAUACGAUGCGCCAAUUUUUUGACAGACGAGUUCAGAUGUGUCAUAUAACUC